This is a messenger RNA of Hemibagrus wyckioides, 1886 nucleotides long. Its product is annotated as bactericidal permeability-increasing protein-like. The transcript is spliced from 16 exons. NCBI's taxonomy places the organism in Eukaryota, Metazoa, Chordata, Actinopteri, Siluriformes, Bagridae. Bases 69 to 1607 code for a protein of 512 amino acids. The record is from RefSeq and is a predicted model, not a curated record. Gene Ontology annotation, molecular function: lipid binding.
AAUUGUUCUUCUUUAACAUUUAGCAAAAAUAUGCAAAUGUGACUCUUGAAACUGGUAGCUAAUAUCACAUGACUGGUUUCACUUUGAACAUGGGGUACAUACUGUUCUUCUGCAGGAGGAAGCUGUAUAAGUCACAUGCUGUAAAGGACACGGUCAGAGUGGACAUGGUGUCUCUAUGGUAUGUGUUGUCUCUGCUCACCUUCCUCUCUCUGGAGGCUUCAGGAACCAACCCAGGAGUACAAAUGAGAAUCACUCAAAAGGGGCUUGAGUAUGAACGUGAGAUUAGCAUCGUCCCCCUACAGGAGAAGCUCAAAACCAUCUACAUCCCAGACAUGAGCGGCAAAGCAGAGGUUUUAGUUAUGGACGUCUCGUACACCGUGAGCGACAUGCGGAUCCAGGAAGUCGACUUGCUUUCGUCAUCUGUGGGGUUGGUACCUGGUACUGGGGUGAGUCUGUCCAUCAACAACGCCUACAUUGGCCUGAACGGCAACUGGAAAGUCGAAUAUUUGUUCGUAGACGAUGACGGCUGGUUCAGUUUGUACAUCGGCGGCCUCAGUGUCAGCGCCACCAUUGGCGUGAACAACGAUGGUCAAGGGCGUCCGAGUGUUUACGCCGCUCACUGUACCGCUUCUAUCGGUCGAGUCGAGAUCACGCUUCACGGAGGUUUGAGCUGGCUGUAUCAGCUGUUUGAUAGCUACAUCAAUUCAGCCGUGCUUAAUGCCCUACAGCCACAGAUCUGUAAUCUGGUGAUUGAAGCCAUAAAUAGCUUAAAUCCACAUCUGAGAACUCUCAAUGUUCUUGCACAAGUUGACAAGUACGCAGAAAUCGACUAUUCCAUGGUGGGGUCGCCGUUUGUUUCUUAUUCUGGCAUUGAUCUCGGUUUAAAGGGCGAGUUCUACAACAUCGGGUGGCACCAGGAGCCUCCGUUCUCCCCGACACCCUUCUCCCUGCCUGCUGAGGACAGCAAAAUGAUGUACAUCGCAUUGUCAGCUUUCACCAUGAACUCGGCCGGCUUCGUGUACAACAAGGCCGGAGUGCUGUAUCUCUACAUAACGGACGACAUGAUCCCUUCCGGUUCUCCUUAUCGACUUGACACAAAGACGUUUGGGGUUUUCAUUCCAGAAAUUGCUAAGCAGUAUCCUGGCCUGAAGAUGAAGCUCCUGGUGAGGGCUGCGAAGGAGCCGAACAUCUCAUUCGAACCCAACAACAUGACCAUGCAGGCGAGCGGCACCGUUACAGCCUACGCUAUUCAGCCCAACGCCACGCUGUCUCCUCUGUUCAUCCUCAACAUGAAUGCCAGCGUGAGCGCUCUGAUUUACGUCAGCGGCCUCAAAGUGGCUGGAAAUGUGACUCUGAACAAAAUUAACAUGACAUUAGGCACAAGCUACGUGGGACCAAUCCAGGUGGAAUUACUAAACAAUGUUCUAAGGACCGUCUUAAAUUUUGCUGUGAUACCCAAAGUUAACGCUCUCCUAAAGCAAGGCUAUCCUCUACCUGCAAUCGGACAAAUGAACCUGCGCAACACCCAGCUUCAGAUCCUGAAGGAUUACGUGCUGAUCGGGACAGAUGUCCAGUUCUUAGGACUGGAGUUACCUGAUGUCCUCUAACUGUGGAUUCUUUAUCUAAACUAAUUCCCUCAUAUUAUAAGCACUUCUUUUAUCGAUACUAAUCACGAUCUUAUCGGUUCAUGAUAAAAUGGUGGCUGCUCUAUUUCUAUUCUUGAAUUUUGAGUUCUCAGUGAGUCCAUCCAGCAGUAGAAGGACCUCAUUUAUAUGUAGCUUGAUUGAAUGCGACUCUUACUAAAAUCAUUAAAUAGAAGCACACAAAAUCUGCGUUCAUAUUUACAGCAAUAUUUUAAUAAAAUAAAUUAACAACAAAAGAAACAA